Molecule: messenger RNA, 3747 nt
Organism: Fusarium venenatum
Lineage: Eukaryota; Fungi; Ascomycota; Sordariomycetes; Hypocreales; Nectriaceae
Source: RefSeq, a predicted model, not a curated record
AUGGACAUCCAGCAGCUUGAGAGUAUCAAGUCCACCGUCGGGCUCUACCGAUGGAACGGCCAUUUCCUAGAGGGAGCAAAAUUUAUUAACAGCUUACCAAUUGAAACCACAUCCAUGCGGGGCAUUGCAAUUGAGGCUGCUCAGCUUUACUUAGUCCAGGGGCAGUACAAGCUGGCAAAUCAAAUCUGCAAUGAUGCCUCCGGGUCGAUCUUCGAUUGCCUCGACGGCAAUGACCAGCCACCGUCAAGUUGGAACGAAGAGAUUGCAGCUUUUGAGCUCAUGCGAGCCUUCAUUUUGAUUGUAAGAUACUCAAAGCUCACAUCGGCCCUGAAAAUUACACAGCGAGUCGGUGAUGCUUGGCAGCUUGGAGCUGACGAGGAAAUUGCUUCCGGAGAAGCGGCGAUCACAGUUGAGGCAUCCAGAGAUGACGAUUCGUCUGUGCUUCUCAAGCAAGUCCAAGUUCAUACCAUUCACGCAGCAAAAAGAAGAAGUACAUCCUUCUCUGAAUACAAAAUUUUGAUGAAAUUUUACUACUGGAAAAUCCUCGUGGUAGCCGCUGAGCAAGGCUUACUCGAGGAGAAGUUGAUAAAAGCCACCGCUGCUAAGCAAAUUGGCACGCUUCGGCGAAUUCUUCAGUCUGACGGCCGCCUUCGUGAAGCUAGAUUCCUUCUUUACUUCGAAGUCAACGUCAUGAUAGAUGCACGGCUUGCAUUACAGGAACUUGAAGAGUUUCUGCUGGCCGCAGCCGGUGAGAGGUGGAAUGUGGAGAGGGCACUGACUUUGGCGGACAUCGUUGAGUUCAGGCUGAAAUCUGAGGAUGAAGCUGUAAUGGCAAAGGCCGAGGAGGGAUUCGAACAAGCACGCGAAUUAUUCGAAAGGGUUUCCCAUGGAUUCGGCAACAUCGACCUCGACCUGCUUCGACUGUCAUAUAGUCAUGAUAUCUCGGCGGGUGAAAAGUUUGUUGCCAAGACGAAGAUUGCAGAUCGUUACUUUCAAGCUGGUCAUUACCAAAACGGGAUCCGCUGUCUUGUAUUCGCUAUUUCCCCCGAGAUGAUCAUCGACGUCUAUUAUGAGCACGUUGUAAACGCGCUCGAGCUUCUACAAAGAAAGAUAGAUGAGGCGGGUAGUGAAAUCCUAAAACAGCUAUCGCUGAUCCAUUCUAUCGGCCAGGCUUGUCUCAAGGCGCCGGAGUAUGGUUUUGCACUACAGAGUUUGGAGUCCUACUAUGCCAAUGUACCCGCUGAGAUUGGGCCCAAAUACCACAGCUUGAUGUCUUCGCUGCUUUCCAAUGUGUACUCGACUUUCGGCGAACAUGAGAAAUCUCUUCGAGCGGCUACAGAAGGCCUAGAGAUAGCAAAGUCCAUUAUCUCUUACCGCGAUCAAUCAGAUGCAGCAUUCCAAGUCGCCGUUUGCGCCUUCAGAGUCUCGGAGCUGCAUCCGAAGGGGUCAAAGGAGGCAAUAGAGUCUAUUGCGUCCGGAAUUGGAUUGAUGAAGGAAUGGGUCGAGCGAGAUGCACAGGAAGGGUACCACGACGGGGAGGUUCAGAAAUGUCUCCAGAUCGCCGAGUGGGAAAACAUGAGAGCUCUUUUUCACCUAGAGUCGAGCCAGAUCAGUACAUCACCGGCCGAACAGCCGUGGAUAGAGCGUGCUAAGAGAUGUCUCCCGGACUCAGCGGAUGCCAUGGCUCGAAGCAAAAUAGUAGACCUGGAAACCAGAAUGCUUAUCUGCCAAGGAAAAUACGCAGAGUGCUUGCAGAUCUCCGUAGACCACCUCGAAGGCCUGAAGAAUUCUACGUCGAUCCAUCCGAUCACUAAAGCGCAGGCUUACUUGAGAUCAGCCAUCCAGGCUCGGCUGCAGGCCCAGAAUGCGUUCCAUAGAGGCCAGGAACUCGCACCGGAAACGGCGCAGUCGGCACUGAAGCUUGUCUUCACGGCCCUGCAGUUCUCGCACGAAGCGCUAGAGCUCUACAGAAAAACGCAUGGUGCCGAAUUGAUCCUCGAUUGCACCUUGUUCGUCUGGGAUAUGAUCGACUUGAUCACCCAAGGUGAGCCAGAUGCAUCAGGGCAGGCGCUUCUCGUGGCCUUUAUGGAUGAGCUGCGCCGUACUGAGAAAGUGUGCGACGAGAUGAGGCGAAGCGUUGUGCCCAUUGGUCGGCUACAGUCCUUGAGGAACAAGAGAAGCAUUGUUUCGAAACAAGCGAACCUGCGGCUUUAUGGCGUCGGGGUUGCACUGUCGCUGCAGCUCGAUGAUCCUUCGACCGCUUGGCUAUGGCUACAAAAGGGCAAAGCAAGAGCGUUUGCUGACUCACUCGGUGCAAAUGUACUCAUCCCCGAAGAGUUGCUGAAUAGAGUAGCGAAUGACCGGGUCGCAUGCGAGCUUCUUAAGAGGGAACAGGGAGUUCUCGAAGGCCUGCAGGAUCCCCUUAUCAACUUUGUUAUUUCUGCACGAAAGCUGGCCUCGUUGAGAAAGGAAAUGACGGAGAAUGCGCUUCUGUCAGAGAUCACGAAAAUAAGGGACGGAAUAUUAGAUCUCGAACUUGGCGACAAGCAGCUCAGUGAUUCACUCUCUAAAAACGGUCUUUCGUCGGAGCGUGUUAAAUUUGUCGAUUGGUAUAUCCCACCAUCGGCCGAUGGCGCCAAAGGCCGGAUAGUCCUCUUCGUCAGGCACUUAGAUGGCCAUACUCAGGCGAAACGGUUGUCUGUUUCGGCGCCCGACGUCAAAGACUGGGUUAGAAGGGCUUUCACAUAUCCGGACAUGGCCGCACCACCGCUAAGCAAAAAGACGGGCAACCGUUUUCUCAAGAGUAUGAACGGCCUUGUUGAAGGAUUAUCAGAGCUGACAUGCGAAGGUGAUUUAUUGAUACUCUCUCCCUCUGGACCAUUGAACAAUGUACCGCUGCAUGCGUUGACUGUUGGAGACGAGGCUCUGGUCGUCCGGAACUUGGUGGUGUACUCGUCGAGCAUCGCGACAAUGGGUCAAUGUCUGAACCGAAUGCACUCCAGGGAAAGGUCGUCGCCACAAGGAGAACCAACUGACCGAUCAUCACCCGAUACUUAUCCAGCUAGAUUCUUCGCAGUGUACGAAGAGCCGCAAAAAGUAUCAGAACGAGACUUGAUCUUCAGUCAUAUCAAGAAAUUGGCGUCCGAAUUUCCAGGGGAAGUCUCACUGGGGUCCGAUGUCACAAGAUCUCAUUUCCUCCAGCAGUGCCCGAAGACAAGAUGGGUUCACUACCACGGACACGCCCAAUAUGCCAAGGACGACGUCCUCAAGUCGGCCCUUGUCUUGAGUGACGGCCGGGACGUGUUUGCCAGCGACCAGGACGGUGAAGAAGAGGUUGAUUCAGGGACAGAACUGCUCAACGUUUCGGAUCUCUUCAACGCAGAACUGCCGCUCGGUGGCGUUCACUUCACCAUCAUCGCCUGCGACUCUGCAACGCAGGAGAUCGCGCCUGGGGACGAGCCGCUGGGGAUAAUCCCAGCCCUGGUGUACGCUGGUGCCACGUCGGUUCUCGGUUGCAUCUGGCCGAUUGACAGUCGAGCUGGUCGAGCUUUUAGCGAUAAUUUCUACAAAGAGCUUGCUCUCGGUGGGGAAGAGUGUGGGGGCGAUGGCGACGAGGUUGUCCACCUGGUCCAAGCGCUAAGGAGCACGGUAUUGAAAAUGAAGAACGGGCAGCUAGGGAUGGAGUUCAGGCAGCCUUACUAUUGGGCGUCUUUUAUGCUAUAUGGGCUGUGGUACUCUUUGAGGUAG